CGAAGACAUUUUGCAUGCAUACAAGGUGUUUUGGUGACAAGUGACAAGAGUCUGAGAUGGGUUGUGGGAGUUUUUUCAAAGCAAUAAUUGGUUCCAAGAAAGGGAAACAAACAAGCAGAAAGAGUGAGAAGGGGUUUAUAAAACCAAAAGCCUCCAAGAAGAAUGUCACACGUUCUGCAUCACUAGUUUUUCUUAGCGAGGAUCGAGCUGCAACUCGAAUCCAGACUACUUUUAAAGCAUAUAAGGCUAGGAAGAUGUUACGGCGACUAAAAGGAAUAGCAAGAGCAAAGCUGUUAACUGAAAAACAACCAGUGAAGAAGCAAGCAGCAGUUACAUUGAAGUAUCUUCACUCAUGGAGUAAUAUACAGUCUCAGAUUAAGGCUCGCAGGGUUGGCAUGGUCAUGGAAGGCCGACUGAUUUUUAAAAGAUUAGAGAAUCAGCAGAAGCUUGAGGCCAAGCUUCAUGAUAUUGAGGUUGAAUGGAACGGUGGGACAGAGACCAAAGAUGAAAUCUUAGAACGGAUACAUCAAAGAGAAGAAGCUAUGAUCAAACGAGAAAGAGCUUUGGCUUAUGCUUUCUCUCUCUCAUCAGGUAUAUAUAAAAACAUUUUUUCUUUUCCUUGUUUGCUGACUUGCUAUGGUGAAGAAGUAACACUGAGCUGUGAACAGUGGAAAGCUGAUGGUAAGACUCAGUGGCUAGGGGGUUAUGAGCUGGGAAAUACUAACUGGGGAUGGAGCUGGAAAGAACGUUGGAUUGCUGCUCGACCUUGGGAAGUAAGAUACUUGACUCCUAAGAAACCGAAGAACUUAAAGACGGUUUGCUGCAAGAGUGAGACUAAACCAAAUUCACCGGCAAAGAGAGGAGUGUCACUAUCAUCAGUUUCAGCAAAAGCUCCGAUUCCUGGAGCUGUGAACCCACGGAGAUUGUCAUUUCCGGGAGCUUGAACAUGAAGUUAAUGUCUGUCUAUGAUUAAGAGUAUACACACGUACCUUAUGGUUACAAGAGGAAUGAGACUUUUACUUGAAGGGUUGUAUAUGUUGGAGAUAAACUUGAAAGAUAGCUUGAAGUACAAGCUAACCUAAUCACACAAAGAUAUGGAUUACUAAAGUGAUUAGGAAAUAUGAUUUGUGUUAUUCCUAAUGAGAAUAGGAAUUGUUAUGUCCUAUAUAAGUGAUUACCAUUGA
Brassica rapa (field mustard) is the source of this 1184-nucleotide messenger RNA. RefSeq names its product protein IQ-DOMAIN 1. The record is from RefSeq and is a predicted model, not a curated record. Lineage: Eukaryota; Viridiplantae; Streptophyta; Magnoliopsida; Brassicales; Brassicaceae.